GGGCUGACGGGGGUCGCGGGGACCAGGCGGAGGUGCGGGGCUGGCGGGAGCAGGGGCCGGGGGCCGCGCUUCGGCACCGACGACUGCGCGCGGCCACCCCGGAGCUGCGACAGUAGAGCGCCGGCAGCCGUGCCCCCGUGAGCAGGACUCGCGCAGGGCAGUGGGUCAGCGCUGUACCAGAAGCCUGCGGCCGCGGGGCCCGUCCAGGACGGCGCGGAGGCCUCAGCCAGGGUGCCGACGUAGCCUCCGGGCCCGGGCGUCCCUCGAGUCCCCGCCCACCGGCCCUCCCCGCGGCCGCGGCGCGGGCCAAGGGCACUGCGGGGGACGCGGGCGGCCGGCCUCGGAGGACGCGACCCAGCGGGUCCGCGAUGCGCCCGGCGGCCGCCCCUCCGCCGCCGCCGCCCCUCGCGCGCGUGGCCCCCGCGCUCUUCCUCGGGAGCGCGCGGGCCGCGGCCGCCACGGAGCAGCUGCAGCGCGAGGGCAUCUCGCUGUGCGUCAACGUCUCCCGCCAGCAGCCCGGGCCGCGCGCGCCCGGCGUGGCCGAGCUGCGCGUGCCCGUGUUCGACGACCCCGCGGAGGACCUGCUGGCGCACCUGGAGCCCACCUGCGCCGCCAUGGAGGCCGCGGUGCGCGCCGGCGGCGCCUGCCUGGUCUACUGCAAGAACGGCCGCAGCCGCUCGGCCGCCGUGUGCACGGCCUACCUCAUGCGGCACCGCGGCCUCAGCCUGGAGCGCGCCUUCCAGAUGGUCAAGAGCGCACGCCCGGUGGCAGAACCCAAUCCGGGCUUCUGGUCUCAGCUGCAAAAGUACGAGCAGACCCUGCAGGCCCGGUCCUGCACGCCCGGCGAGGCUCUGGCGACGACGUCCCUACCCCCGGAGGGGGCUGCCGGCGUGCAGCCUCAGGGGUCUCCAGCGCAGACCCGCACGCCUCCCUCCCCCGCGGCGCACUGAGCCUUCGGGCCCCGUGAAGCUGACCGGGGUGGGGGUAGAGCCUCGUCCGCCCCAGCAGACUUUGGCCAGGAAAACCCAAGCUGCUGGAGAGGUUCCAGGCGGGCAGAAAUUCCGUGCGGGGAGAUGGAAGCUGCGGGCGGGGCCAGCCAGUGGCCUCUCCUGCGUCCCUCAGGCACUCAGGGUCCCCAUCCCAGAGCUGAACACCGACCCCUGCAGAGGUUGGGGCUCUGGUGUCGAGGCAGAGCCGACUCCAUGGGUCAGGGGACCCCUGGUCCAGCCUGCCCCCCAACACCCUACCUAGUCUCCAGGUUGUACCAGCAUGGUGCCCCCACCUGCCCUCACCCGGCCUCCUCCCGUGGACAGCCCAUGCCAUAGAGACUUCUGGAAGAUCCUCUGCUGUCAAUAUCCAGCAGCUCGGAGUGGAGAAGAGGAAAAGGAAAAUUCAGAAGUAGUUGUCUGGAUCACAGGCAGCGGAGACACGGGUUCACACGUACGGGGCCGGCGCCGUGGCUGGUGGGUAGUCACUGCCUGUGGAUGCUGGCCUGGUCCCACCUGUUCCAUGUCUGAUCCAGCUCCCUGCUGUGGCCUGGGAAAGCAGUGGAAGAUGCUCAAGUGUUUGGGCCCCUGCACCCACGUGGGAGACCCAGAAGAAGCUCCUGGCUCCUGGCUCCUGAUUGGCACAGCUCCAGCCAUUGUGGCCACCUGGGGAGUGAACCAGUGGAUGGAAGACCUCUCUCUGCCUCUGUAACUCUGCCUUUCAGAUAAAUAAAUAAAUACGCGUAACCUGAUGAACAAGGA
Messenger RNA from Oryctolagus cuniculus (rabbit), 1748 nucleotides. It is a transcript of the gene DUSP28, whose product is annotated as dual specificity phosphatase 28. Gene Ontology annotation, cellular component: cytoplasm. Lineage: Eukaryota; Metazoa; Chordata; Mammalia; Lagomorpha; Leporidae. The record is from RefSeq and is a predicted model, not a curated record. Gene Ontology annotation, biological process: protein dephosphorylation.